CAAAAGAAGAAGAAGUCGACUACCGCACUGUUUGUGUUCAUCGUUAGCUUAGCAGCCGGGUUGGGUAGAAGAAGAUGUCUGCUACAGAUGAUGACACCGAGCUGAGGGAUCUUCUCAUCCAGAACUUGGAAAACAACGGCGUUCUGAACAAACUCAAGGCAGAAAUGAGGGCUGCCGUUUUUCUGGCCUUGGAGGAGCAGGACAGACUGGAGAACAAAACGCCGCUUGUCAACGAGAACCUGAAGAAAUUUCUCAACACCAAAGACGGUCGUUUAGUUGCCAGUCUCAUUGUGGACUUCAUGCGUGUGUUUCAUCUGGACUUCAGUCUGGCUGUGUUCCAGCCAGAGAUCAACACGCACCUGAGCAAUCUGGACAGUCGGCAGGUGGUGUGCGGUGAGCUUGGGCUUUCAGAGGCGGAUAUUAACACAAACUCGCCCGUGCUGCUGGAACUAAUUCAGAGGGGAGAACACAAGGCCACGUCCAUCAUGGCUGCUGAGAUGGCGUCAGAGGACAACAAAGUCCCUAUCGACAAGGACUCGCCGGUGGCCAUAUUGUCUGGUGGCGAGGACCUCGAUCAGCAGGCUUGCGUUCCUGAUAACGAGUCGGCUCUGAAGCCACACGUCGACCUCGGGCAGGAGGACGAGGAUGAUUCCUUUUUUGAUGACCCACUGCCUCAGCCGCAAAAGACCUAUGGAUUGCAGGUGGUGGCUCACAAUGGCAAACAGAAUCCCGCAGACUCGCUUUUGAAGGUGGCGCCAACGGCAGGAGGAGAAGAAGCAGGAGGCGGAGGAACAAGUUCAUCAGAAAGGAGCCAAAGUCAAACAGCAUCACCAUCCAAAGAGAAAGCAUUCCGAGAGCCAAAGCUCGCCAGCAGCGUGGACCAGAGCGCGUCGGUCCAUUUAGAGGAUGACAAUGACAUAGAGUACGACGACGACUUCAACAGCCACCGCUCUGACUUGUACAAGAGCGACCUGAGCAUCAGCGAAGACAUCGAGGAGGUGUCCAUCGAGGGACCCGACCACAGCGACAAGCUGGAGGACACUCUGGACAUGAGUGUCUCCCAACCGAGCUUGAGUGUCGGUGUGGACUACAUGGAGGAAGUGGCCUGAUGUUGCUCCCGUUCGCCACUUCCAGUUCUUCCUGUGUGUACUACAUUGAAUGAAAGGACUUGUUCGUGUCCUAAGUGGACACUGGCAGACAGGAAGUGCCUUGCCCGCAUUCCAUUCACCUGCUCCUUAUCGGGAGUAAUCAUGGCGACCGUCUUUCAACAUGCCACGCUUACCCCUGUGUGUCCGUGUCACGGUGACAUUGAGCGUAAGAAUGUCAUCUGGCCUCAUUUUAGUGCUGGGUGUGUGUGCGUGCGUGUGUGUGUUUGUGUGUGUGUGUGAGAGAGAGAGAGAGAGAGAGAGAAAAGGAUAGGUCAAAGGUCAAUAUGCAGGUGGCACUCGGGCGAGACAUCCCAAGGGACUAUCAUUCAAUCAGAGUAGGGAUGUAGUAAUUUUUUUUUCCCUGUAACAUUUUUUUUUAAGUUUUUGUUUUCAAGUGAAACCAAAAUGAUGGUUGCAAUUGUGUACCCUAUGUAUUAUUUUCCCCUGGACCGGAGUCUGUAAAUAAAAUGAUUGUGAGCGGAGACAAAAAAAAUAAACUUUGCUUUUAUUCACAGGUC
Molecule: messenger RNA, 1666 nt
Organism: Syngnathoides biaculeatus (alligator pipefish)
Lineage: Eukaryota; Metazoa; Chordata; Actinopteri; Syngnathiformes; Syngnathidae
Gene: cep43
Product: centrosomal protein 43
Exons: 13
Coding region: 75-1109 (344 amino acids)
Biological process (GO): microtubule anchoring
Cellular component (GO): centrosome
Source: RefSeq, a predicted model, not a curated record